GGAUGUGAUUGUGUAGCCGCGGUGUGUGGUGAGGACCCCCUCCUUAACUAGCUGGUCAGCACCGGAGGGAUUAGUAAGCCAGCUUCGCUCACUCACAGACGGGGAUUGCACAGCCUGAAUCAUGCACGUCGUCACUACUAUCAACUGGGAGUGGAGCCGAAAUUGUGCAAGAUACGGAUAACAGAAAAGGGAUUGAUUUGGUCCGCAGAUCGAGUCAAGUUUCCAAGUCCGUCAUUCUGCUGUGAAAAUGCCUCACCAGGGGCACAUCUCCUCCUCGGACCCGUCGCAUUAUGCUGCAGCCCCCCUCACAUGUGCUUUAUGUUGAAGAAGUGACCGGGAAAGGAUAAAAAGAAAAGAAAAGAAAAAAAAAUAAACAGGAGCCCUAAGGACGACUAAAGCAAAGCAGAAGGGCGUGCGAUUUUCGUAUCGCCUUGCAGAGGUUUCUGAAGUCGAGGGGGGAAAGUUGUACUCGCUGGGGGAAGAGCAGGAUCCAGCCGUGAAAACAUGGGGAACGCAGGGAGUAUGGACCAGCACUCUGAUCUCAGGGGCCACAACAUGCCCCUGAAGCUGCCCAUGCCCGAGCCAGGAGAGCUGGAGGAAAGAUUUGCUAUCGUUUUGAACUCCAUGAACCUUCCUCCAGACAAAGCUCGAUUAUUGCGGCAGUACGACAACGAGAAGAAGUGGGAGCUCAUCUGUGAUCAGGAGCGGUUCCAAGUGAAAAACCCCCCUCACACAUAUAUCCAAAAGCUGAGGAGUUAUCUGGACCCAGCAGUCACUAGAAAGAAAUUCAGACGGAGAGUUCAGGAGUCCACCCAAGUCCUGAGAGAACUGGAAAUUUCAUUACGGACCAAUCAUAUAGGGUGGGUGAGAGAAUUCCUAAAUGAAGAGAACAAAGGCCUGGACGUGCUGGUGGAGUAUCUUUCUUUUGCACAGUAUGCCGUCACGUUUGAUGGGGACUGUGUGGAGAACAACCCGGAGACGUCGGUGGACAAGUCCAAACCCUGGAGUCGAUCCAUAGAAGACCUCCAUGGAGGAAGCAGCCUGCCAUCUCCCAUCACUGGAAACGGCAUCACCCGCGCUGGGCGACACUCCACAUUACGCCGUCUGCUGUUCUAUCUUCCGGUCUUCAGCAGCAGGCAGGUCUCAGCUCAGACGCCGAGUGUGCUGAACUGUCCAAAGUGUUCUCAGAUACGACGUUGUAACACCUUGCCCAGCCGGAGAACGCUGAAGAACUCCAGGCUGGUGUGUAAGAAAGAUGACGUCCAUGUCUGCAUCAUGUGCCUGCGCGCUAUCAUGAACUACCAGUACGGCUUCAACAUGGUCAUGUCGCACCCGCACGCUGUGAAUGAAAUUGCACUAAGUCUCAACAAUAAGAACCCCAGAACUAAAGCUCUUGUCCUGGAGCUGCUGGCGGCGGUUUGUCUCGUGAGAGGAGGCCAUGAAAUUAUUCUCUCUGCGUUCGACAACUUUAAGGAGGUGUGCAUGGAGACGCAGCGGUUUGAGAAGCUAAUGGAGCAUUUCAAGAACGAAGACAACAACAUCGACUUCAUGGUGGCGUGUAUGCAGUUCAUCAACAUUGUGGUGCACUCAGUAGAAGACAUGAACUUCAGGGUUCAUCUACAGUUUGACUUCACCAAGCUGUGCCUGGACGAGUACUUGGAUAAACUAAAGCAUACAGAGAGCGAUAAACUGCAAGUUCAGAUCCAGGCCUACUUGGAUAACGUGUUUGAUGUGGGAGCCCUUCUGGAGGACGCGGAGACCAAAAAUGCUGCCCUCGAGCGAGUAGAGGAGCUGGAGGAGAACAUGUCACAUAUGACGGAGAAGCUGCAGGACAUGGAGAACGAGGCCAUGUCCAAGAUCGUGGAGCUGGAGAAGCAGCUGAUGCAAAGGAACAAGGACCUAGAAUCCAUUAGGGAAGUAUACAAGGACGCCAGCUCGCAGGUUCACACGCUGCGGCAGAUGGUGAAGGAGAAGGACGAGGCGAUCCAGCGGCAGUGCAACCUGGAGAAGAAGAUCCACGAGCUGGAGAAGCAGGGCACCAUCAAGAUCCACAAGAAGGGAGACGGAGACAUCUCCAUCCUGCCCUCUCCGCCCUCCGGCGUGGAGGCCGUAUCAGGCGCUGUGCCAGGGGGAACCUACACCGCUGUCAGUCCAAACCAUGUGGGAGGGACGCUGGUCGUGCCUGCUCCACCACCUCCACCUCCUCCACCCCCGCCACCAGUGAAUGGCAUUGUGCCAAACGGGCCGUCAUCAGCCGAGCCAGUGGUGAUUCCUCCGCCUCCCCCGCCUCCUCCUCCGCCUCCACCUCCGCUCCCAGGACCGGCCGCAGCGCUGUUGGUCCCUCCACCUCCCCCCGUAGCCCCCCCACUGCCCGGCUGUGGCACCCCCACUGUCAUCAUGAACUCCGGGUUAGCAGCUGUCAAGAUUAAGAAACCCAUCAAGACAAAGUUCCGCAUGCCCGUCUUCAACUGGGUGGCCCUGAAACCCAACCAGAUUAACGGCACAGUCUUCAAUGAGAUUGAUGAUGAGAGGAUACUUGAGGAUCUGAAUGUGGAUGAGUUUGAGGAGAUGUUCAAGACGAAGGCCCAGGGCCCGGCAAUCGACGUAACCAUGAGCAAACAGAAGGUCAUCCAGAAGGGCUCGAACAAGGUGGCUCUGCUGGACUCCAACAGGGCGAAGAACCUCGCCAUCACGCUGAGGAAAGUGGGCAAGACCCCCGAGGAGAUCUGCAAGGCCAUUCAGCUGUUUGACCUGCGCACUCUGCCCGUGGACUUUGUGGAGUGUCUGAUGCGCUUCCAGCCCACAGAGAAUGAGAUUAAAGUGUUGCGGCAGUUUGAGAAGGAGCGCAAACCGCUGGAGAGCCUGACGGACGAGGACCGCUUCAUGAUGCAGUUCAGCAAGAUCGAGCGGCUCAUGCAGAAAAUGACCAUCAUGGCCUUCAUCGGCAACUUCUGUGAGAGCGUGCAGAUGCUCACACCGCAACUUCAUGCAAUCAUCGCAGCGUCGGUGUCCAUCAAGUCGUCACAGAAGCUAAAGAAAAUCCUCGAGAUUAUCUUGGCACUUGGAAACUACAUGAACAGUAGCAAAAGAGGAGCAGUUUACGGUUUCAAGCUACAAAGUUUAGACUUGCUACUGGACACAAAGUCGACAGAUCGUAAGUUGACGUUGUUACACUACAUAGCCAACGUGGUGAAGGAGAAAUACCAGCAGGUGUCUCUGUUCUACAAUGAGCUGCACUAUGUGGAGAAAGCGGCGGCAGUGUCGCUGGAGAACGUCCUCCUGGAUGUCAAGGAGCUGCAGAGAGGCCUGGAGCUGACCAAGAGAGAGUACAGCAUGCACGGCCACAACACCAUGCUCAAAGACUUCAUUGCACACAAUGAGGGCAAGCUCAAAAAGCUGCAGGACGAUGCCAAGAUUGCACAGGAUGCCUUUGACGAGGCAGUGAAAUUCUUCGGGGAGAACUCCAAAACCACGCCGCCUUCCGUCUUCUUCCCCGUGUUUGUGCGAUUUGUCAAGGCUUACAGGCAAGCGGAGGAGGACAACGAGCAGAGGAAGCGUCAGGAGCAGAUGAUGAUGGAGAGACUUCUAGAGCAGGAAGCCAUGAUGGAGGCAGACCAGAAGUCUCCAUCUCAUAAGAGCAGGCGGCAGCAGCAGGAGCUGAUCCAGGAACUCAGGAAGAAGCAGGUGAAAGACAGCCGCCACGUCUAUGAAGGCAAAGAUGGAGCAAUUGAGGACAUCAUAACGGAUCUGAGGAAUCAGCCUUACAGACGAGCAGACGCGGUGCGGAGGAGUGUCAGGAGGCGCUUUGAUGAUCAGAACUUGCGGCCAGUGAACAACGCCGAAGUGGUCAUGUGACGAAGGAAUAGUGCAUGUGCUAAGGGGGGGGAAGAGGGGCAGGAUGGGUAAUGACAGAGAGAGUGAAAGAGAGAGAGAGAGAGAGACAGAGGGUUAGGAUGGAAGUGAAGGAUGUCAAGUGAAAGAUGAUGCUGAGAGUGUAGAGAUGAUUAUGUACAUAUAUAUUACAUAAGAAUACACAAUGUGAUGUUGUUCCAUGUCAGCGGUGUAGUAGCAGCUUCUCACUAUGAAGGAACUGGGACGGUGUGAGACUGAACUGAGAGAGAGAAAGAGAAAGAGAGGUGUCCGAAAGGCGGUCGACCUGGAGAGCCAGAAAAAGCCAAGUGCCUGAACUUAUUUUUGUUGUGAUCCAAUGUCAUUUUGUCUUCUGUUUUUUUUAUUACUCUCACUUCAAGCAAUACAACUCGACCAGGCUUUAAUCUGUAAGACUUCCUGCGAGGUGUAAAGUGGGGACACAAAAGUGGGGCUGCCGCAAAGCGCCCCGUGAAGAGAUGCUUCCUUGGAAAACCCACGUAGAAUGUAUGGGACACUCCCUUCGUCCCGCUGCAAAUAUUCCUCCUCUGGGGACCGGCUAUGAAGCUCCGUAGCGUCUCCACAGUACAUUCCGGUGCUCUGUCCAUUCCUCUUUAGAAGACAACCAUGUGCUCAACUAGCACUUUUUUUUUUAUUCAGCCUCACUAGCUUUUCAACUUUUCCUAAAAGGGCUGAUGAACAGACGUGCGUUAGUGAAGACUUCAGCAGUGAUCCAAAACGAAUUUGAAGUAUGGAAGUACUUAAUCAAGAGAUAAAGAAAGUGAUUUUCAAAUAAAGACCAGGCUAAUGUGAAUUGUAUAUAGCACAGUCUCUCCAUACCGGCAUAUACUGACUUCUCACUCAUCAGUGUUACUACGGUUAGUGGACCAAGCAUGAAUUUGUAGUUCUCAAUCUGUAGAACGAGGCUUUUAGUAAAACUCAUGUGCCAUCCAUUUCAAAAAUUGCUGCAGUAGUACAGCAAUGAUCUGGUUUCUGGGAACAAUUAACCCCAUGGCUGCUGAAAAGCUCCUAAAGUAAUGGUAGUGUACACUUUCAGCCGAGUGUAAUGACUGCAAAGAUACUGAGGCCUACUAGACGAACUCAUUGUCAAAACUGGAUCUACUUUUGCAUUUUAUCUCAGAAAACUUUUUUUUAAAAAAAAGUUAAUCACAAUUUAGGCUACUGUGUCUGCUCACUUAUUGUAAUUUUAAUGUAUAGUAUUUAACCACUGAAAAGUUUUCCUUUUAGCUUUUUGCUCGUUUUUCCAGCUGACGUGUGUCCAUUGUUUUGACAGCACCUCGUCAUUCAAGACAUGGCAAAAUAAAGUACACAACACACACAAAAAGUUUUCUAAAUGUACAGAUAUUUUGCUACAAACCAUGUUUUUUUUUUUUUUUUUUUACUUAAUUCAGAACAUUACCUGGUUAAUAUUGUAAAUAUUGUUUAAACAAAGUUUUCAACGCCCUGUGCUAUACAAGUUGAAUGUUAUUUUAACUUAUAGUUUUUGUUAACGUUUUGUAUAUUUAAUUAAGCCAAAACCACUGGCUUAAACAAUUAACGGAAAGAUGAUAGUGUGUUAAAUCAGAAAGCCCCACUGUCAUGCAGGAGGCACUGGAUCACUGAAUUUGCUUGAGGGUGUGUCAUAGCAAUAUCAAAGCCAGCGCCAUAAACACACAACUUACUCUGAUUUGCAGUCCAUAUAUGCAUAUAUUUACAUUUUAACUUCAUGAACAGAUUUCACCUUGUAGAAGUGACACUGUUGCUAGGUUUUAUCAUCUGGCGUGUGUGUUUUGUGGCUGUGUGAUACACCCUCGUCUCUGGACCACAGAUAUCUCCACUGAAGCAUGUGCUGCCACUCAUGUCCUUCUCUCUGUGAACUUCACUGCCUCCAUAGGCAACGUUUCUCUUACUGGAUAAUACUGGCAUGUUUUUUUUUUUUUCUUCUUCAUCAGAAAUGUAUUUUAGGCAUUUUGUGCUUAUUACAAAAUACUUUAAAAUAACAUGCUUUUUUAAAAUUAGGUGAUCUGAGAUUUUCAAUGAAUAUGAUCAAAUAAACUAUUUACAUUAAGUACAA
Molecule: messenger RNA, 5941 nt
Organism: Myripristis murdjan (pinecone soldierfish)
Lineage: Eukaryota; Metazoa; Chordata; Actinopteri; Holocentriformes; Holocentridae
Gene: fmnl2a
Product: formin-like 2a
Exons: 28
Coding region: 505-3855 (1116 amino acids)
Biological process (GO): regulation of cell shape; cell migration; cortical actin cytoskeleton organization
Cellular component (GO): cytosol
Molecular function (GO): small GTPase binding; actin filament binding
Source: RefSeq, a predicted model, not a curated record